AGGGGAGCGAGCAGGUGUAGGAAAGGGGGAGAGGGAAAUGCUCCUUCCCUCUUCCUCCCCACACCUGGCUGUGGGGCGGAAGGGAACCGCUGAGCUCCGGCAGCACCAGCCCCUGGAGCACCGGCAGUCAGGGGCCGAUCACAGCCCAUUCCCGCGGGGUUCCCCCCAGCAGCCCCGGCCCAGGGCGCGGGCAGCUGGCUCCGGCAUCCACGCUCCUGUUUAAUUUCCCCCUUUCACAAGCCAGUAAGGACCCAGCGCCCCCUCCCCUGUGCCCCAGCCCGGGAGCGGGGCCGGGCAGGUCCCACCCCGGCUGCAGAGCCGCUGACCGCCCCCAGGGCCGGGCCCCGCCACUCUGCGCCCCGCGGCCGGUUCGGGGCGGUGCGGGCAGCGCCGGCCGGCUCCUGCCCUGCGGGGGCGGCCCCCUGGCACCGCCGCGCUGCUGCCCGCCCCCAUCGGGGCGGUCGGGGGCUCCGCGCAGCGCAGCGCCGGGCUGGGCAGGGAGCACGGAGCCGCCUGCCCCUGGGCUCCGGCGACCAGUGCCCGAGGGAUUCGCCAUGGCCAACGCCGGCUUGCAGCUGCUGGGGUAUUUCCUGGCGCUGGGCGGCUGGGUCGGCACCAUCUGCAGCGCGGCGCUGCCCCAGUGGAAGCAGAGCUCGUACGCGGGGGACGCGAUCAUCACGGCCGUGGGGCUGUACGAGGGGCUGUGGAUGAGCUGCGCCUCGCAGAGCACGGGCCAGGUCCAGUGCAAGCUGCACGACUCGCUGCUAUCGCUGGACGUUCACCUCCAGACCUCCCGGGCACUCAUGGUGGUUUCUAUCCUCAUGGGCUUUGUGGGGGUCAUUGUCAGCGUGGUGGGAAUGAAAUGUACCAAAGUGGGGGACGAGAACCCUGUUGUCAAAGGCCGGAUUGCUAUGGCCGGUGGCGUCCUCUUCCUCAUAGCAGGUCUGUGCACCUUAACAGCUGUGUCAUGGUAUGCAACACAGGUGACCUAUGAAUUCUUCAACCCCAACACUCCAGUUAAUGCCCGGUAUGAAUUUGGUUCUGCCUUGUUUGUUGGCUGGGCGGCUGCCAGCCUGACCAUGCUGGGGGGCUCCUUCCUGAGCUGCUCCUGCCCCACCCCCACCGAGGAGAGGAGAGGACAGCAGCACUAUAGGCAGUCACAGCCUUCAACAGCUAGGGAACCCAAUGUAAAAAUGUCUUCUUCACCCAUCAGGGGAGAGCAGUGUUUAUAGUCUGUCUUCACCCAUCAGGGGAGAGCAGUGGUUGUUUGUCUGAACCCAGCUUAUUGUGUUUCCUUCAAAAAAGUCCAAAAAUGUAAAUGAAACUACUAGAGCAAUGAUUUAAAAAGAAACCUGUGAUACAUUUUCUGAAAGAUCUUUUUAUACAAAGAGUACAAGAAUGUUUUUAUUCUUUUAAUUUAAAAUUGUAUUAACUUUUCUAUGGUCCAAAAUAUACUCAAGGGGAAUUAUACAGUUUUGAAUUUCAAAUGUCUUUUGAUUGUUUAUACUAAAAAUCACAACUCAAAGGUUAAUAAAAUAUUUUUGGUCUUUGCCAUCUUUCUAAA
This is a messenger RNA of Chrysemys picta bellii (western painted turtle), 1564 nucleotides long. RefSeq names its product claudin 19 (gene CLDN19). NCBI's taxonomy places the organism in Eukaryota, Metazoa, Chordata, Testudines, Emydidae. Gene Ontology annotation, cellular component: bicellular tight junction; plasma membrane. Gene Ontology annotation, molecular function: structural molecule activity. The record is from RefSeq and is a predicted model, not a curated record. Gene Ontology annotation, biological process: bicellular tight junction assembly; cell adhesion.